UAGAUGGCAGCAGACGAGUAUGUUUUGUGGUUCUGUGUGUACUGGUGUGUACUGUUGUGAAUUUUGUAGCGGAAGCACGUUUAGUGACUGUGGAUAAGAUAUUUGUACAAACUGAUGGAUUUAUAAGGCAUAAUCAAAGAGGAAGUGUUAUAGAGCUCAUUGUGGCCGGCCCGGCCCAUGAGCUGCGCGCUGCGCGAUGUCCUCCGGCCAAGAGGGCGGCGAUCACUGCGCGGGAAGCCAGGCGCGCGUGCCCGCUCCCGCUCCCGCUUCCGCCCCGGUCCCCGCCACAGGGCAUGUGGGUGUCAUUGCAGAGCGGUGGAGGCGGACGCGGCGAGCGGAGCGGAGAGGGCUGGAGGAGCGGAAGAAGAGGGAGGCGGAGCGCGAGCAGCUGAAGAGAGGAAGGGGGCUGAGCGGGCGUGGCGGGGAGGGCUUGCCGGGGAGGGGGGAUGCUCAAUACAGAAUGGUCUUACCUCAUAUUCCUGCAGAUUACAUUGCAAUGAAUGAAGUUUUUAGUUUAAAUACAACUAACCAACAUGUUAUGUUAAGUGCUGCAGCUAGAGUACCAAUAUUCAAUUGUGAUUUCUCACUUGAUUAA
Messenger RNA from Gryllus bimaculatus (two-spotted cricket), 595 nucleotides. The record is from the annotation of a GenBank genome assembly. NCBI's taxonomy places the organism in Eukaryota, Metazoa, Arthropoda, Insecta, Orthoptera, Gryllidae.